Messenger RNA from Macadamia integrifolia, 1673 nucleotides. Its product is annotated as receptor-like serine/threonine-protein kinase At4g25390. The record is from RefSeq and is a predicted model, not a curated record. Bases 303 to 1673 code for a protein of 456 amino acids. The transcript has a single exon. Gene Ontology annotation, biological process: protein phosphorylation. Gene Ontology annotation, molecular function: ATP binding; protein kinase activity. NCBI's taxonomy places the organism in Eukaryota, Viridiplantae, Streptophyta, Magnoliopsida, Proteales, Proteaceae.
GAAUAACCAGCUCUCGAAGCGGAUCUCUCUCUGCUACCCUUAUAAGAAGAAUAUAUAGAGAGGAUACAAGAAGAACCAGAAGAGGAAGACGAUACAGAGAAGAAGGGAAAGAAACCUCACAGUCACGGUCACAGUCACAGUCACUGGUUUAAACUUCUUUCACAGAGACAAAAUACUAAUAAAGACAAAGUAGUAGUGGGAGACUUUUCACUCUUUCCUCUCCCCACUCAUCAGAGUCACCGGAGUCACAAGUUAGUUAUGUGGAUUUAUGUCUCUUGAGCGUUUCCUUCCUUUCUUCCGCCAUGCCGUCACGCCAGCCUCCGCCUCCCUCGCUGCGGCCGUUGUUCUCACUAACCGCCACUACACCACCACCGCCGCUGCUGCCACUGCCUCCACCUGAUCUUCCCAAUAGUAAUAAUCACCACCACCAUAGCGGCUCUCAUCUCAUCCCAGCGAUUGCCGGUGCCGCCGCUGCUCUAUCAGUUCUUAUCUUUCUGGCGGUUCUCUACCGGAAAUUGUCCCGCAAAAGGACGGUACCUGCCGAUCUAAAGCCCCCUCAUCGCUUCUCCUACACCGUUCUCCGCCGCGCUACUUCUUCCUUCUCGUCCUCCAACCGCCUAGGGAAAGGAGGCUUUGGUUCUGUCUACCGUGGUACCCUCCCUUCCGGUCAAGAAAUCGCCGUUAAGCUUAUGGAUUCCGGCUCUUUACAGGGGGAGCGAGAGUUCCAGAACGAGUUGUCACUCGCCGGGAAGAUCGAUUGCGACCGCGUGGUGUCCCUCCUUGGAUUUUCCUGUGACCGCAAGCGUCGACGGAUGCUUCUUGUGUAUGAACUUAUGCAUAACCGGAGCUUGCAAGAUGCCCUGCUUGAUUGUAAGCGUCCAGAGUUGAUGGAGUGGAAGAAGCGGUUAGCCAUUGCCAUCGACAUUGCGAAAGGUCUCGAGUUCCUUCACUCCGUCUGUGAUCCCCCCGUGAUUCAUGGCGAUAUUAAGCCUAGUAACAUCUUGUUGGACUCUUACUUCUCCGCCAAGAUCGCUGAUUUCGGUCUCGCUCGAUUGAAGACUGAGGAGAACUCCGAUGCCGUCGCUCUGGAGAUUCCCGAGACUGAUGCGCCAAAGGUGAAUAAGGAUAAUGGAUCCAAGGGGAAAAAGGUUGAGAGAUUGGAGAUUAAUGGUGCGGGUGGAGGCGAUGACAAUGGAUCUAUACUUGAAGAGACUGAGAGUGUGACAACCACUUAUGAAGACGCCAAUGCCGGUGUGGACCUGUCGCCUGAGAGUUUCAUCAGGGUUUCGGAUGCUGAAGCAUCACCGGAGACGACCUUUGUGGCAGAGGCGUCCCCUUCGGAGAUCUUGGACAAGACGAGCAUGUCGGAGGGUUAUUUCGAUAAGCUCAGUAUUGAUAGUAGCAAGGACACAAUUGGUGGUGGAGGGAACCGGAGGGGCGGAAAGAAGAGUGUUUCAGGAAAGGAUUGGUGGUGGCGUCAGGAAAAUUGCGGAGGCGCUUCUGACUCAGGGGGUGUCAAGGACUAUGUGAUGGAGUGGAUUGGGAAUGAGAUUAAGAAGGAGAGACCCAAGAGCGAUUGGAUUACUGCUUCAGCUUCUGCCAAUGAGGCUACGAAUACGGUUACGGCGAAGCCCAGUGGGAGAUCAGAACGGAAGAANCAUACUCAACUAUGA